This is a messenger RNA of Lingula anatina, 3698 nucleotides long. RefSeq lists its product as uncharacterized. NCBI's taxonomy places the organism in Eukaryota, Metazoa, Brachiopoda, Lingulata, Lingulida, Lingulidae. Gene Ontology annotation, molecular function: protein binding; ubiquitin protein ligase activity; zinc ion binding. Gene Ontology annotation, biological process: proteasome-mediated ubiquitin-dependent protein catabolic process; protein polyubiquitination. The record is from RefSeq and is a predicted model, not a curated record.
GAGCUAUAACACCUAGGCGCUGCUUAUCACGCAUGCAGGAUUUCUGGCACAUAUAUAACUUUCACUAAGGGAAGAUAGAAUCACUCAAAUUGAGCCUGACUUAGGAAUUCAUGAUAACAAGAACAUAGCAAACACUCUAAAAUCCUUUGAUUUAUAUUGGAGAUUCAUCACAGCGCAGAGAUGGCAUCGGUUUUAAUGACGUCAGAAGAUCUACAUUGUCGACUUUGCACGGAAUUCUUCAGACAGCCCAAGAUUCUCCGGUGUGGACACACAUUCUGCUUGCAUUGUCUCUCGGUGUGGGUUGACCACCACAAGGCGAAGAGACACGGGUACUUUCACUGCCCCACUUGUGAUGAGGAGUUGAAAACACCCGCGGGAGGUCUCGAGACGCUCACCACUAAUAUUUUGGCACUUAAGGAUAAACCUGUGAUCGAACCCGAAAUCGAAAACGCUGACAUCAUGGGAGGACACUGCCGCGUCCACGACAAGGCGUUCACGCUGUAUUGUAAAAUGUGCGAGGUUCCUCUCUGCGUCUCCUGCAAGAUGCCAGCUCAUAAGGGGCACCGAGUUGCCCAGUUACGAGAAGUGGCGGUCGAUUUCCGCGAGCGGAUCUCAAACCAGUUGAAAACUCUAAAAAGCAAAGUCACCGAAGCCGAAGACCUGUGUGACGCCCUCGACAAGUACGACAAAGCCAUAGAUGACAUCAAAAACGAAGUGCAAGCACGCGCCGAAGAACUGAAAACAGCAGUGAACAAUUACUGCGAGACGAUAACCAAAGAACUCAGCGACUCCGAGAUGACGGAAGAGAAAAUCAUGGCGAGAAUGACUCUGGCGUCCCUGAAAGGUCGCUACUUGGAAUAUUCCAAGCUGAUCAAAGAAGACACACAAAACACGGAGGAUAUAACCAUAGUUAACUUGGGGACGCAGCUUCAGCAGACGCUGGACACGCUGGACAAUAACUCCCUGGACUUUCCCUGUGACAACCCCCUGACCUUCAUCACAGGGGAGGCCAUUGAUAAUAUCGAUAUUCCAGCCUGGUUUGGAGAAGUCCACGUGAACAUCCACCGUUCUGGCUCCAAUGUCAACAACGUCAGCCAAAGCAGCGAGCCUGCCCUGGAUCCACCGUCCUUCCCCAACAGUACCUCGUCUCCUAUCAACCUGGACGACGUGGUCACUUCCAGAAACUCCCGUAACCGCACCAACGGUAACAUCUCCCCGGCGGGCUCUUCAAACUCCUCCACGUGGGACACAUCCGAUCUGCUCAACGCGAUGAAUUCCAAACCGGAUCUCCAGGUGCUGAGCGGCAAGUCGGAAACCUUGCCCGCCAGAACGUCGGGCUACGAUAUCUACGCGUCUGCCACGCUGCCGAAUAACAACAGGCGUGUUAGCAGCCUUGGGACGGCGGGUCGAACAGGGAACCGCAAGAAGGGCCGCAUCAUCGGUACCUUUCAAGGUUUGGCUAGCAACAGAGAUCAUUGCCGCCCCACCGCCAUAGAUGUGGUCGGGGAUAUGAUCGUUGUUAUUGAUCGGUACCUGAACAAGGUGUUGAUGUACGACAAGAUGGGUCAUAUCAAGUUCGAGAUAGGCCCCCAACAAGGCCUGGACAACCCACGCGAUGUCGUCAUCACCAAAGGGAAAAACAUGGCCGUUCUGGACUGUGGCUCCAAAGAGGUCAAAUACUUCACAGGUCAGCGCAAGAUGUUCACACCUCUUGGGAAAUUCCUCCGUGCUUUUCGCCUUAACGAGCUUCACCAAGAGCCCCAGAGGAUGGCCAUCAACCAUAAAGACGAGCUUCUCAUCACCGACGACCAUACCAAAUCCGUAGCCGUCUACAGCAAGGAAGGGCGCCUGAUCCACACCAUCCCCUCGCGAAAAGGGGAACGUCUCUUCGAAGCACCCAAGUACAUAGCGGUCGGCCCCAGGAACGAGAUCAUCGUCUCCGACUGGCAAGGCCAUUGUAUAAAGGCCUUCGACUCCCAUGGUCGCUUUCUCUUUCAAUAUGGCAGCAUGGGGACCGACCUGGGUCAGUUUCUCCACCCCUGUGGCAUAACGGUGGACACCGUAGGCCAUAUCAUCGUCUGCGACAACCGGAACAAUCGUAUCCAUCUUCUCACCGAGGACGGUAACUUCAGGCUCAAUCUUCAGACGGAGACGGAUGGUCUUCACAACCCACAGGAUGUCUGUGUGAACAAGUACGGCCAUCUCAUGAUAGCUGAGUCGUCUGGUAUAAUCAAGACCCUGAAAUACUUGAAGGACGAGUACUGACAUUGGCAGAGUAUCAUCAUGCUUUUUAUAAUCAUGUACAGCGCUUGUUGUCCGCGACUUUCAAGCGUUGUUGGGCAAAUGCUCAGAGUUUCUGACCAGCAAGUAUAAUGACUGGUGGCUCUCAAAAGUUGCUGUGUUAACAAGAAGGGGCCCUGCACCUCGCGACCUCAUAAUAUAGGGAUGUGUACGAGUGUAUGAGGACGACCGUCAAGGUUUACUCGUCUGCUACUGCCCCGAAAAGAAGGCCAAGGCAAAUGGCGCAACUGGCGGAACCUGCGCAGUUUAAUCGGAACAAGAAGAGAAUCAAGGCUAAAAAGCUGUUACAGUGGCUUCUGAUUCCUACGGUACUUUAGGGCUGAUAAUAUAGUUCAGCGGACAGGUUGCUUGAUUGACCAGAUAAUAAAAAUACACGCGUAAAUUGAACAAGUGCACCAAAAUAUGUAAUUGACACCGCGCAUAGACCACAAUACUUUCUUAUGCUAGUUACUUAUUUAACAAUAACUUUAGCAGGUGAAUAUGAAAGAUUUUCUGUUCAUCAUUUCUAGCCAAAGAACCAGUAUUUAUAAAGAGUUUUUAACAGUUUGAGGUACAGUAGCUUUUGAAAAUCUAGUUUUGCCAAAUGCAUCUGAUGGCAGGAUAAUGUGGUGAAGGGAUUAACGCGUAAUUGUAUAUACAUGUAUAUAAACCUAUAGAAAAGGGUUGCCUAUGCUUAUGCAAUAUUUUUAUACUACAGAUAGUUUCACUUAGAUGGCAUAUAUUAUAGCAAAUUGUCAGCAGGUCUACAAAUUGUACAAGUCUGUAAUAGGCUACUAUAAAUACUCUGCGUGAGAACAACGACCUUUCAUCUAGAAGACAAAAAGGGUCUAUUUAUUGUGCUCACUUGACUAUGUAAAUGGAUAUAUAUUUUAUGGUGUAAUGCCUUUCGCCAGCAUUUAAUUGAUUUGAAAACUGAUUCACCACGCAAGUAACCUUACACCUGUUUUUUUUUAAAUAAAUCGAGAUAUUUGACGGCGUGCGUUGUCUCAUGAGUCACUCGGUAUGCUUCGGGUCAGUUGUCAAUUGAGAUGUCCUUAAUAAGCAUUAAUCAAAGGCGGUGACAAGAAAGAAAUAGUGUGACGCUUUGGAAGCUUUAUCAAGGUAUAGACCUCAUUCUAGAUUAAAUGUGGAUGGAAUAAUUGUCACCAUUACCUUUUAAUGGAGUGUUCCGUGGCACUCAGUGUUGCAUUUCUUGCACAUUGAAUGUGAAUGAUGUAUUCAUUAGACAUUACACUGUAUGCUUUAUUCUCAACUCAAGACAGAUAUAUAUGGAGAUCUUCCCGGCGCUCACAAAGCAGUUUGGAAUUUGUAUCCAAAGAGUUAAACAUGAAGAGGAGUGUUUUUACUUAUUGUAUUGUGCAUGUUAUGUUUUACAAAAUAAAUCUCAGAAUACAUGU